Molecule: messenger RNA, 1056 nt
Organism: Chelonus insularis
Lineage: Eukaryota; Metazoa; Arthropoda; Insecta; Hymenoptera; Braconidae
Gene: Sgt1
Product: suppressor-of-G2-allele-of-skp1
Exons: 5
Coding region: 240-899 (219 amino acids)
Molecular function (GO): protein-folding chaperone binding
Source: RefSeq, a predicted model, not a curated record
AGUAUAGGAAAUUGGAUUUAUAACCUUCAAAAAAUUGGACCGCAUUUAUGUCGCGUAGUGUAUGUAUUAUAUGUUAAAAACCAAAAAGAGGUCGUUUCGAUUUUUUUCGUGAUGUUUCCAGAAAUUUGAAAGACUAUAGAUAAAUCUACAAAUUUGAUAUAAGUAGAAUAAUAAUAGUGAAUAAGUAAACAUAUAAAUCAAAUAUUAAUUGUAAUUGAUAUAAAUACUAUAAAAGUAAAAUGACUAAUGAUACAGACGUUACUAAAAUUGAAAACAAUCAAAUGCCUGCUCCAAAAAUUAAAUAUGAUUGGUAUCAAACAGAAUCCAAUGUUGUAAUAACCGUAUUAACAAAGAAUGCAGAGAAUGUCAAGGUUCAAUUCGAAGACUUUACAUUAAGUGUUGGUGCGAAACUGCCAUCGGGAAAUGAGUACAGUCUGGAAUUGGAUUUAGCUCAUCACAUAGUACCACAGCAGUGUUCAUUCAAAGUUGUACCAUCAAAAAUAGAAAUUAAACUCAAAAAAAGAGAUGCCUUACGAUGGACUGUCCUUGAAGGAAAUCCUGCUGUAUCCGAUUCAGUACAGCCGAUACCUCGUGAAAUUCUUCAAUCUAAUCAACCUCCAAAAUAUCCGAGUUCAAGUAAAAAAUCGAAAGAUUGGAAUAAAGUUGAAAAAGAAUUAGAGAAACAAGAGGCUGACGAAAAACUUGAAGGUGAUGCUGCACUCAACUCUCUUUUCCAAAAGAUUUACUGUAGUGGUUCAGAUGAAGUACGAAGAGCUAUGAAUAAAUCCUUCCAAGAGUCUGGUGGCACCGUGUUAAGCACAAAUUGGUCAGAUGUUGGUCAAAAUAAGGUAGAGAUGCGUCCACCUGAUGGUAUGGAAUGGAAAUCAUGGGAUUCUUAGAGUUUAUUAUAAUUUUUUGAAUGAAAUUUGACAAACUUCUGUCAACUUUCAAUGUUGUUAUUGAAAAAAAAUAUUUAUUCUUCAAAUACAUUAAGAUGAAAAAUUUUUAUUCAACUUUAAUACUCGAUUGAUUUAUUGUUAUAUGAUUACCUGCAGU